Neurospora tetrasperma FGSC 2508 is the source of this 1506-nucleotide messenger RNA. RefSeq lists its product as uncharacterized. Gene Ontology annotation, biological process: regulation of transcription by RNA polymerase II; positive regulation of DNA-templated transcription, elongation. NCBI's taxonomy places the organism in Eukaryota, Fungi, Ascomycota, Sordariomycetes, Sordariales, Sordariaceae. The transcript is spliced from 3 exons. The record is from RefSeq and is a predicted model, not a curated record. Gene Ontology annotation, molecular function: cyclin-dependent protein serine/threonine kinase activator activity. Gene Ontology annotation, cellular component: nucleus; cyclin/CDK positive transcription elongation factor complex. Bases 1 to 1326 code for a protein of 441 amino acids.
AUGGCACCGAGCAUACCAACUGAGCCGGCCUCGAAACGCAACGGCGUCAAUGACCAUGAAGUGGUCCCGAUAGGGCCUUCCCCAGGGCUUUCGUCCAACCCGCCACGCUACAUCUCGGAACAGACGCUGCAGCAGAUGCUCAAAAGCAUUGGCUAUGAUGAGGCAAGAGAGGAUGCAUACAGACUCAAAGGCGUCCAGCUCAUUGAUAGCGUUCGACAAAGCAUAAGCCUGUGCGAACCCAUCGCUUCCAAGCUUUACCUACGCAUCUUGCUGACGAGCGCCACAGGCCGCGCCGAGUACAACUACGAAGAUGUAGCUCUUGCGUCGUUGUUUGUUGCAUGCAAGGUGGAGGAUACGAUCAAGAAGUCCAAGGAUGUCCUAUGUGCUGCGCACAAUAUCAGGCAGCCCCACGAUCAAAGGACUCCGGAUGACAAGAUGUUCGAUGGUCCAUCCAAAUUCACAGUGGGCCUCGAGCGUCAUAUUCUGGAGACCAUUGGUUUCGACUUCCAGGCUCAGUAUCCCCAGAAGUUGCUGAUCAAAUUACUUCGGAAGAUGUUCCCAAAGGGCGAGAAAAAGGACAAUCCCGAAGUCAAGAAGUUCAUCACCGAUGCAUACGACAUGUCAAUCGAUCUUUACAAGACGUUUGCGCCCUUGAAGCAACCCAGCUUUCCGCUUGUGAUGGCAAUCCUUGAACUAACAGUCCUCCUUACGGGAAUGGGUGGAGAUCAUAUCCCACAGUUCUAUGCCGACCGGUAUCCGGCUAGGAAAGGCUGUGUUCUCGAGGUCAUGUUGGAUCUAAUGGAUCUCUACACACAAUUUCCAAAGUCCACCAAAGUCGGCAGCAGAUACGAUCUUAACAAGUUGAUGGACGUUAAAAUUGACAUCAACAAGAUGCUAUCAGGGAAUCGGUAUCACCGCCACUUUGCAUGGUGCGACAAGUGUGCCCAAGACAGCUCGGAUGCCCUUUCCGUCACGCCGGGCUCUGCGAUCUCGCCUGCAACUAACAGCUCGCUACCUGGAAAUAUCACUGUCAAGAGGAAUGGCAAGUCGUCUGAAGGAACCUUGCGAUUCGUCUUCGACCAUGAAGACGCCCGCUUCGAGCGGGAAACAGUGGCGGAAUAUUUCGAUGAUGUCUACGAGGAAAUCGAAGAGGAGGUCGAGGAAAGAAUCCCAGAUGAACCACGGCACUCGAGCCGGAGUGCUCAUCACUCGCAUUCGUCACAUCGAAAUCAUACCGACCAUGGCUGGAGUCCUUAUUCGCGAAGUCGACAUGGCGGCCACAACAGUGACCGACACAAAGGGCGUAAAAGUCACGGUUACUAUUGAUCACUGUCGUCUCUGUCAUUCUCCUUGUGGACUAUGGGGCAUAUGGAUGUGCACGGUGUUUACGAGGUUUGUCUUUUACGUUGGUUACCCUAAAGUUCAGCGGCUAAGGAGUUUACGGCUACUUGAUGAUACCCAGUCUAUAGCACAUCUGGAUUAAAAAAUGGAAGUUGAUUGGACGCG